This is a messenger RNA of Argentina anserina (silverweed cinquefoil), 465 nucleotides long. RefSeq names its product probable polygalacturonase At2g43860. The record is from RefSeq and is a predicted model, not a curated record. Gene Ontology annotation, molecular function: polygalacturonase activity. Bases 1 to 465 code for a protein of 154 amino acids. NCBI's taxonomy places the organism in Eukaryota, Viridiplantae, Streptophyta, Magnoliopsida, Rosales, Rosaceae. Gene Ontology annotation, biological process: carbohydrate metabolic process. The transcript is spliced from 2 exons.
AUGCGUAUGCCUCCAAGUGUGGGAAGUUUGGGAACCCAUCCUGAUGAUAAAGUUGAAGAAGUGAACGUUAGGAACAUUGUCGUUUACAAAAGUCAGAAUGGUGCAAGAAUCAAAACAUUUGGGGGAAGAUCAAAUGGGCAUAUUAGAGCGAUUUCGUUCAACAAUAUCAUACUUGUGCAGACUAGAAAUCCGAUCAUUAUCGACCAACACUACUACAGUGACCGGCAUGGUAGUAACGGAGAAAUAAAAGUGAGUGAUAUAACAUUCAGUGGUUUCCGAGGAACUGCAGCUUCAAAUGAAGCAAUAAUACUCAAGUGCUCUAACCUGAGGUGCACCAACAUUGUAAUGGAUCAUGUCAACAUAUCUUCAAUGAUUCCCGGAAUGCGAACCUCCUCUUACUGUGAAUUCGCCGAUGGAAGAUCAAGCUUUACUACUCCUGAUGUUCCUUGCCUGCACAAGCACUGA